Molecule: messenger RNA, 894 nt
Organism: Peniophora sp. CBMAI 1063
Lineage: Eukaryota; Fungi; Basidiomycota; Agaricomycetes; Russulales; Peniophoraceae
Source: the annotation of a GenBank genome assembly
AUGACUGACUUGGAAGCCUUGAGGCAAAUCCCUCUGCCCAGUCUUCAAAGUCAGCACCCGCCGAAGAGCGUGUCCUUGUCUAAGCUUCAGACAUUGAACAUAACUGACAACGCGCGCCGCGCACUGGCCAUAGUAAACGGCCUCGAGCUCCCCGCGUCGACGAUAACUUUGAUCAGCCUAGAUUGUAAUGCGAUGAAGUCCGCCUCGCAAGUGAACAAUCUCCUCACUCAAGUGGACCAUAUCAUUGGCAGCCACCUGGCAUCAGCGUGUUCCAGUCCAGGAUCCGGGUUUGAGACACUCAUUCUCUCGAGUGCGCCCGACUACAGGGGUGUGAAGACGGAGCAUCACGGAUUUCAGAUCGCACUCGAACAUGCUCUGGACUCCAGCGGUCCUAAGACUUGGAGGUUUGCGCUGUACAACCUUCGUGAACCCACCCUGAAGGACGCUUCACCUCUGCGCCACGUACUUAUGUGGCCCAACUUCUGCUCCGUCAAGAGGGUGGCCAUAUGGCAUGCAUCAUUCCAAUGGGCCGAAGACAGUAUCACCUGGCAGUCUGUCAUGGACACAUUGCCCGGAGUGGAGAUAAUCGAACCUGAGGCGCGUGUUGCCCAGGGCUUCGCACAUGCCCUCAAGCUGCACUCCGCGCUACUACCUCAGCUGAAGAAGAUUAUCAUCCGAAGAUCUCUACUUGCUGCAGCCGACGUCGAUGCGCUGUCGAAAGGCCUUCAAGCGCGAGCGACCGCAGUAUCAUUGUCGAUCUUCCGAUGCGACGUGGAGAAAGACGGCGCCGAGAGAUUGAAGCAUAUUGUCACGGAGAGUGGAGCUACGUUCUAUUGGGACAAACGUGAAAACGCCGUGUCUGCGAUUCGCUCUGUGUGGUCGUUUGGGGAUUAA